Micromonas pusilla CCMP1545 is the source of this 468-nucleotide messenger RNA. RefSeq lists its product as uncharacterized. Gene Ontology annotation, cellular component: nucleus. The annotation marks the transcript as partial. The record is from RefSeq and is a predicted model, not a curated record. Gene Ontology annotation, molecular function: ATP binding; ATP-dependent chromatin remodeler activity; DNA translocase activity. The transcript has a single exon. NCBI's taxonomy places the organism in Eukaryota, Viridiplantae, Chlorophyta, Mamiellophyceae, Mamiellales, Mamiellaceae. Gene Ontology annotation, biological process: double-strand break repair via synthesis-dependent strand annealing; reciprocal meiotic recombination.
ACGCUGACGAAUAAGGCGCUGCAGUCGGUGCCGUGUCGGCGGCGAGUGAUGCUGUCGGGGACGCCGAUGCAGAAUCACCUGGACGAGUUCUACAGCAUGGUGAACUUUUGUAACCCGGGGUUGUUGGGGACGACCGCGGAGUUCCACAAGCACUACGAGAAGCCGAUUCUGGACGGAAGAGAGCCGGACGCGACGGAGAAACAGCUCGCGCUCGCGCAGGAGCGCAACGCCGAGCUCAGCGAGCUCGUGAACAAAUUCGUGCUCCGACGCACGAACACCAUCCUGUCGAAACACUUACCCCCGAAAGUCGUCGAGGUCGUGUGCUGCAAGCUGUCGCCGCUGCAGCAGCAGCUGUAUCAGCACUUUUUGGACUCCAAGGCGGCGAAGGCGGCGUUGACCGGGAAGAGCACGAUGGUGCUCGCCGCGAUCACGGCGUUGAAAAAACUGUGCAACCACCCGAAGCUGAUU